AUGGACAGGUGCUUAUCGUGUGCUGUGAAGACAGGAGGCUCCACCACCAUCCCAUGUCUCUAUGAUCAGAAAUACAAAACCAAUAUGAAAUACUGGUGUAAAGAAGAUUAUUUGAAAAGAUGCUCCCUUGAUGUACAUACUAAGAGCAUAUAUAAGGCCUCAAUCUCUGAUUACAUCAACAAGCAAACCUUCACUGUGACCAUGACUGAUCUGGAGCCAGUGGACUCUGGACGUUACUGGUGUGCUGUGGAGAUCAUUGGUGGAUCAAAUGUCAUGAUAGAAACAUUUCAACUAUUUGUCACUACUGGUACUCCAGAACUCUAUGUGGACCAACAGGAGGUGACUGGAGUUGAAGGAGGGAGUGUCAUUGUAAAAUGUUACUAUAGUGACACUAGAAAUAGGAAGUGGUGGUGCAGGAUUGGUGUCAAUAAUUCCUGCGAGAGGAAUUCUACGACUAUAGUGACCAGACAGCAGACCACUGAUGCCACCAGAGGAAACGUCUUAACGGUGACUAUGAGUGGACUGAAGAUAGAGAACACUGGCUGGUACAGGUGUGGAGGGGGAGACCUUAUGAUGCCUGUUCACAUCACUGUCAGACAACAAACCACCACACAAAGUACCUCCACUAUGACCACAACCCAAGCUCCAACCACUGAACAAUCCUCUUUCUCUCCAACUGCUGAGCCUGUUCAGACUGACAACACAGUCCAAGGACCUGAGGGGGACAAGGAGAAGGACACCAUGAGUUCCAUAGAUCUAAAAGUCCUACUGAUUCCUCUGGGCAUGUUGGUGGUGGUGAUGGCUGGUGUCCUAGUCACAUGGAAGAUGUGGAGAAAGCAUAAGGACAAUAAGGCCAUGGACCAGACAACAAACACCUCAGUGGUAGGCUACACUCAUGUUCCUCUCAUCUGACUCAAG
Molecule: messenger RNA, 918 nt
Organism: Salmo salar (Atlantic salmon)
Lineage: Eukaryota; Metazoa; Chordata; Actinopteri; Salmoniformes; Salmonidae
Source: RefSeq, a predicted model, not a curated record